UCCAAAUAAGGCUAGGAAAUUUUUAGGCGCCAACACCAGCUGCUCGCCAACAGCAGUCCAAUCAGGAACUUUUGCCCUAGUUUGAUUGAGCCAAUAGCUAACCGCCACGUCUGCUUCUGUAUCCCCUGCUUGCUUGCUUGCCUGCCCCUAUAAAAACCCAGUAGUCUGUAAGCCAGGCGCGACUUCCACUUUGGCGGCUCUGCGUAGCCGCGAGACUACGGUCUCGUUUGGGAAGUUCGCCCCUGCGCAGGUAAAACUUGGCCAAUAAAUUUACCAUCAAACCGCUCUCAGUGUUCGGGGAUUCCUUUCGCUCGCAACUUGAAUACAACAUUUGGAGGCCCCAGCGAGAUCUAAGGAGUGUCUCCGGAGACUGAGACUACGAAGCCCGGAAUCGCGCUCGGGGCUAUGGGGGUCCACCGCCAGACCCAGAAGUCCUGCGAACUUUCAGUGAGAUUGAAUGGCCGUCUUUUGACGUAGGAUGGCCGACGGAGGGGACUUUUGAUCUGCCCCUCCUUUUCGCGGUCAGGCGGAUAGUAUAUGGGACCCCCAUCCAGAUCAGAUGGUAUAUAUAGAUGUGUGGGUAGACAUAGCUACUGACCGCCCCGGUUACAUACGCCGGUGUCAGUCCAAUGGGCAGAGGAGGAGAAGGGCCAUCUGCGUGGCAACGGCGCCGAGGCAGGCUCCCCGUCUGCAGGCAGACAAAGGGCGCCGGCCUCAACGGGACCAGGCAGACGGGGAAGGGAAGAAGCUAUACCCUGUCUUGCCUGAAGUACCUGAGGACCCGCUGUUGGCCCCUUCCGCUCCUCCCCCAUAUCGCCAACCCCUGCCCGACUCCGCGAGCGGGGAAAGGGAGAGAGUCCAGAGCCCUCCCCAUACCCGCGGCGGUACUCAGUAUGGGGGUGAAAGUUUGGCGCCAAGACAGGAUGGCGCCGCCAUUUUGCUGGAAACGGUCGCGCCAAAACCAGGUGGCGCCGCCAUUUUGCCUCUCAGGGAGGUGCCGCCGGCUCCAGACGCCCCAUUACAUGCACCACCGCGGCUAAUAUAUGUCCCUUUCUCAACCAGUGAUCUAUACAAUUGGAAACUGCAAAAUCCCCCGUUUUCUGAAAAGCCCCAGGGAUUAAUUUCCCUGUUAGAGACCAUAUUUAGAACCCACCAGCCGACAUGGGAUGAUUGCCAGCAAAUUUUACAAACUUUGUUCACUUCAGAAGAAAGUGAUAGUUAAAUCUAA
Molecule: messenger RNA, 1228 nt
Organism: Artibeus jamaicensis (Jamaican fruit-eating bat)
Lineage: Eukaryota; Metazoa; Chordata; Mammalia; Chiroptera; Phyllostomidae
Exons: 2
Coding region: 560-1222 (220 amino acids)
Biological process (GO): virion assembly
Source: RefSeq, a predicted model, not a curated record